Molecule: messenger RNA, 1571 nt
Organism: Myodes glareolus (Bank vole)
Lineage: Eukaryota; Metazoa; Chordata; Mammalia; Rodentia; Cricetidae
Source: RefSeq, a predicted model, not a curated record
AUGCAUCCAUGCCGUAGUGCAACCGCCUCGCUGGAGCCACGCGGCACAACCCGACCAGGCAGUGAUCACACCCUCAUGAGGGUCCUCGAAGGCACUUCCAACAUCUCUGGACCUAAAGGCUGUGGGGGUCAGGCUGUUGGCCCAAGCCAAGCCUGGGGGGAUGGGGUGAACCCCAAAGCCACAGCCUCUGAGGGCGGCAUCAGAAGGCUAGGGAGAGCGGGUCGGCGGGCGGAACUGGGUCCGAGACACCCCCGAAGGCGCGAGGCAAAGGCUGUCGCACGGACGUGCAGGCGAGAGUGGGAGCAGGCGACAGUGGGAGGGGGUCCCCGGCCCCGGAAGGUCUUACAUCAGCCAGCCCACGUGCGACCCGAGGGCCAGGAGGCGCGCGCGGCCCGGGAGGCGGUGCCGCACUUAUUCCCUUUUUGUUUGUGUCCACAGGUUCGAGAACUUGUCUUGGACAAUUGCAAAGCGAACGAUGGAAAAAUCGAGGGGUUAACGGAUGAAUUUGUGAACCUAGAGUUCCUCAGUUUAAUAAGUGUAGGCUUGUUCUCAGUUUCAGAUCUCCCCAAGCUACCGAAAUUGAAAAAGCUUGAGCUCAGUGACAACAGAAUCUUCGGCGGUCUGGACAGACUAGCGGAGGAGCUGCCGAGCCUCACACAUCUGAACCUAAGUGGAAAUAAGCUGAAAGAUAUCAGCACCUUGGAACCUUUGAAAAAAUUGGAUUGUCUGAAAAGCCUGGAUCUCUUUGGCUGUGAGGUCACUAACCUGAACGAUUACAGAGAGAGUGUCUUCAAGCUCCUGCCCCAGCUGUCCUAUCUGGAUGGCUAUGACCGAGAGGACCAGGAAGCACCUGACUCGGAUGUGGAGGUGGAUGGCGUAGAGGAAGCCCCCGACUCAGAUGCAGAGGUGGAUGGUGUGGACAAAGAAGAAGAGGAUGAAGAAGGAGAAGAUGAAGAUGAAGAGGAAGAUGAGGACGGUGAAGAGGAGGAGGAGGAUGAAGAAGAGGAUGAAGAUGAAGAUGAGGAUGUAGAAGGAGAAGAUGAUGAAGAUGAAGUCAGUGGGGAGGAAGAAGAAUUUGGACAUGAUGGUGAAGUUGAUGAAGAUGAAGAAGAUGAGGAUGAAGAUGAGGAUGAAGAGGAAGAAGAAAGUGGGAAAGGUGAAAAGAGAAAGAGGGAAACAGACGAUGAAGGAGAAGAUGAUUGAGACCCCAAACAAUCUACAAGAACCAGAACUGUUGAGUAUUGGUUGGACUGCUCAUGGAUUUGGUAGCUGUUUAAAAAGGUAGCUGUGAUACGACCCCAGGACACCCCACCCAAAGAGCCAAAGAAUAGUUCCCAAGACAUUCCGCCUUCCUCCGUUUAGCCCCUUGGUAAUCCACCACCAAGCCUGGGGACUUCUGCCCCAACAAAAUUGUAAACGUUGUUAGGUUUUCGUGUAAGACUCUUGCUGUAUCGUGACAGCUGUGGUUGGUGAGUUGACCGUCCUGGCUGCCAGUUACACUGCGAUUGUAACAACAUUUUUACUUUCUGUACAACAAGGAAAAGCUUUGUAAAUAAAAUCUUAACAUUUUG